AUGGAGGGUGGCAGGGCAAGUGGCAACAAAACCACCAGCAGGUUAGCUGGCUUCUUAGGAGCAGGAGGAGCUGGUUACUUGCAGGCUGACUUGGCCGGCAUUCUCCUAACUGGCAUAAACCCCCUGUUUCCAUAUUUAAAUGUUGAUCCACGCUAUCUUGUUCAUGAUAACAAUGAGUUCAUUUUGCCAACUGGAGCUAACAAAACCCGAGGCAGAUUUGAGCUAGCCUUCUCUACCAUUGGAGAAUGUUGCAUGACAGGGGUUGCAAUUGGGGCAAUGAAUGGUCUUCGGUUAGGACUAAAGGAAACUCAGAGCAUGGCCUGGUCCAAACCAAGAAAUGUACAGAUUUUGAAUAUGGUCACUAGGAAAGGGGCACUUUGGGCUAAUAUUCUAGGCUCUCUGGCUUUGCUCUAUAGUGCAUUUGGUGUUAUCAUUGAGAAAACACAGGGUUCAGAUGAUAAUGUCAACCCAGUAGCAGCGGGAACCAUGAUGGGAAUGUCGUAUAAAUGUACAGGUGGAGCCGGGCAGUUGGUGAUCUGCCUGGCAGCAUUGACCCUCACCAGUCUCUAUGCACUGUAUAAUAACUGGAAGCACACGAAUGGUUCACUGCUCCGACAGUCACUCUGA
Molecule: messenger RNA, 627 nt
Organism: Peromyscus maniculatus bairdii (prairie deer mouse)
Lineage: Eukaryota; Metazoa; Chordata; Mammalia; Rodentia; Cricetidae
Product: mitochondrial import inner membrane translocase subunit Tim23-like
Biological process (GO): protein import into mitochondrial matrix
Cellular component (GO): TIM23 mitochondrial import inner membrane translocase complex
Molecular function (GO): transmembrane protein transporter activity
Source: RefSeq, a predicted model, not a curated record